This is a messenger RNA of Chinchilla lanigera (long-tailed chinchilla), 8236 nucleotides long. RefSeq names its product nuclear mitotic apparatus protein 1 (gene Numa1). Gene Ontology annotation, cellular component: spindle microtubule; spindle pole; centrosome. Gene Ontology annotation, molecular function: microtubule binding. The coding region runs from base 1118 to 7543 and encodes 2141 amino acids. Gene Ontology annotation, biological process: establishment of mitotic spindle orientation. The record is from RefSeq and is a predicted model, not a curated record. NCBI's taxonomy places the organism in Eukaryota, Metazoa, Chordata, Mammalia, Rodentia, Chinchillidae. The transcript has 27 exons.
ACAGGCAUGCACAAUAGUGCCCAGCCCCCCUUGCUUUCUAUCAGUUCUUUAUCGAUCUCAGGGCCUGCAUUCCCCUUCUUUGCAUUCUCUUACCUCUCCUACUCUGUCCUUACCUAUCUUGUCUGUUGGGACGAUCUCCUGCCUCGCCUCUUUGCUGCUAGUUUCAUUCAUUUCUAUGCCAAAAUAAACCUGGAGCACAGUUCUCACAUUGCAGCCCGUGUUAAAAACAAACAGCUAAAUAAACUUUAAACCUUAUUUGAUUCCUUGGCUGCGAAGUUCAAGAUUUUCUGAAACUGACCUCACCUCUCCUUUGGGUCUGUGCUUCCACUACUUUCAUACUCUUCUGCUUUGUCUCCCCACUCUUUCUUCCUUUCCACCUAUGUGCUUUAAGAUCCACAUUAAAAUUUCACUUCAUUUUCUCAACUCUACCCUACUCUGCAUGGCUUAGAAUUUUUUAUAUCUUUUGUAUAAGUUAGUACGUACUCCUAAAUAUAAUUUUUUAGUCUAUUUUCAAUUUCUUACUGAAUUACAAACUAUCUUAGUGCAGAUGCUGGGUUAAGUGUAUCUUUAGAUAUUCUCUUCAAUGUUCUGUAGCAGUGCUUUGCACAUAGUAGGUGCUCAGUAAAAGUUUGUGGUAUAAUAAGACAGGGUCCUUUUGAAGUAGCUGAUGGGCUUCUCCAAUAGCCUCCCGAAGGUCGCUUCUCAGUGGGUGGAAAUGCUGUGGUUUUGUCUUCGCAGAGUCAGACAUCUUUUCUUUCGGCCCUGUAGGGGAGGCAGAGCUUUCAGACUCAGCCGAUGGGUCCCAGUGCCUGUGCCUGUGAAGGGCUCCAGCCAGUGCCUGCUGAACUCAGUCCCGUGCCUUGGCCCCUCGGCCCCUCCCCACAAAUACUGGCGUAACAGGGGAUUAGGUUCUGGCAGCACAGCUGGGGUUUUGGCGGCCAUUCCACAGUCGACAAUAGCACGCAGCCACCAGGCAGGACCGCGCGGGGCUGCACUCCAGGGCCGGAUCUGCCGGGGCUUCUCGUUUGGGUGGCCGAGGGGGAGGAGCGGGCACGGCGCCGCAUCCUGGCCGUGCCACGCAGAAGGUGCGCUGGAGUGACUUUCUGGUUUCACCAAGAUGACGCUCCACGCCACCCGGGCAGCUGCACUCCUCUCUUGGGUGAACAGUCUGCGCGUGGCUGACCCUGUGGAGGCCGUGCGGCAGCUCCAGGACUGCAACGUGUUCAUCAAGAUCAUUAACAGCAUCCAUGGCACUGAAGAGGGGCAGCAAAUCCUGCAGCAGCCGGUGCCAGAGAGACUGGACUUUGUGUGUGGUUUCCUGCAGAAAAAUCGAAAACGUCCCUCUUCCCCAGAAUGCCUUGUGUCUGUGCAGAAGGUGAUGGAUGGAUCAGAGCUGGAGCUGGCCAAGAUAAUCAUGCUGCUCUUGUACCACUCGUCCAUGAGCUCCCAAAACCUCCGUGACUGGGAACAGUUUGAAUAUAGGAUUCAGGCUGAGUUAGCAGUCAUCCUUAAGUUUAUGCUGGACCAUGAGGAUGGGCUGAACCUUACAGAGGACCUAGAGAUCUUCUUGAAGAAAGUUCCUGUCUCUUCCACCUGUUCCAGUACCUUCUCGGAAGAGCUGUCUCCACCCAGCCACCAGGCCAAGAGGGAGGUUCGCUUCCUAGAGCUACAGAAGGUUGCCUCUUCCAGUGGGAACAACACAGAAAUUAAGGCAUGGAGAAGGGAGAAGGAGUUUUCUCCAGGUCCUGUCAUGAGGCACGAGAUAGCACUGCAGACAGAACCCAGCUUCGUCUCAGGUUCUCCAGCCUCUCCCGUGGGUGACAUCCUGCAGACGCCACAGUUUCAGAUGAGACGGCUGAAGAAGCAGCUUGCAGAUGAGAGAAACAAUAGAGAUGAGCUAGAGCUGGAGCUGGCUGAGCACCGCAAGCUCCUCACCGAGAAGGAUGCACAGAUAUCCAUGAUGCAGCAGCGCAUUGACCGCCUUGCUCUGCUGAACGAGAAGCAGGCAGCCGGCCCUCUGGAGCCCAGGGAACUUGAGGAGCUGCGGGGCAAGAAUGAAAGCCUCACCUUGCGGCUGCAUGAGACUCUAAAGCAGUGUCAGGACCUGAAGACAGAGAAGGGCCAGAUGGACCGCAAAAUUAACCAGCUUUCUGAGGAGAAUGGGGACCUGUCUUUUAAGUUGCGGGAGUUUGCCAGUAACCUGCAGCAGCUCCAGGGCGCCCUCAAUGAAGUGACUGAGGAGCACAGCAAGGCCACUCAGGAGUGGGUGGAGAAGCAGGCCCACCUGGAGAAGGAGCUUGGCACAGCCCUGCAGGACAAGAAAUGCCUUGAAGAGAAGAAUGAAAUUCUUCAGGGGAAACUUUCUCAGCUGGAAGAACGUUUGGCCCAGCUGCCAGAGACCCCACCUCGGGGUGAGGUGCUGGGUGACGUCUUGCAGCUGGAAACGCUGAAGCAAGAGGCAGCCACUCUUGCUACAAAUAACACCCAGCUCCAAGCCAGGGUGGAAACGCUGGAGAGUAAGCAGGUUCAGAAGGAAGCCCAGCUGCUGGCUGAGCGGAGCCGCUUUGAAGAAGAAAAGCAGCAACUGGCCAGUGUGAUUGCCGACCUGCAGAGCUCCGUCUCCAACCUGAGCCAGGCCAAGGAGGAGCUGGAGCAGGCCUCUCAGGCUCAGGGUGCCAAGCUGAGUGCUGAGGUGGCCUCUCUGACUGCAGAACUCACUACACUCAAUGCCACCCUCCAGCAGCAGGAUCAAGAACUGACUGGCCUAAAGCAGCAGGCCCAAAAGGAGCAGGCCCAGCUAGUACAGACGCUCCAACAGCAAGAACAGGCCUCCCAGGGCCUCCGCCAGCAAGUAGAGCAGCUCAAUGGCAGCCUGAAGCAGAAGGAGCAGGAGUUGGAAGAGGCAGCCAAGAAGCUGGAGAGCAGCAGGCAGGACCACGCCCAGGAACUGGCCAUUGCCGCCAAGGCACACGAGGCCUCCUUGCGGGAGCGGGAUGCAGCUUGCCAGCAGCUGGAGACAUUGAAGAAGGAGGAGGCUGCCAAGUUGGAGAUUCUGCAACAGCAACUUCAGGCUGCUAAUAAAGCCCAGGACAGUGCCCAAGACUCAGUGACCCAGGUCCAGAAGGAGAAAGCAGAGCUGAGCCAAAAAGUGGAGGAACUCCACGCCAGCAUUGAGGCAGCCCACCAGGAGCAGCGUGAGGCUGAGGCCCAGGUGGCAACAUUAGAGGCCCAGCUGAAGGCUGAGCAGCAGAAAGCAACUGAGAGAGAAAGUGUAGCCCAGGAGAAGGCCCAGCUCCAGGAGCAGCUCCAGGCCCUUGAGGAAUCCUUGAGGAUCACCAAGGGCAGCCUCGAAGAGGAGAAAUCCAGAGCUGCAGCUGCCCUGGAAGAGCAGCAGCGCUGUAUCUCUGAAAUGGAGGCAGAGUCCCGAAGCCUUGCAGAACAACAUAAGCAGGAACAGAAGGAGCUGGAAGAAGAGAAGGCGAAGCGCAGGGGGCUGGGCAUACAGUUACAGCAGCUUAGGGAGACCCAUCAGGCGGAGGCCAAAGCCCUGAAACAGGAGCUGGCAAAGGCCAGAACCUCCAAGAGCCUCGCUGAGAAGGAGGUUGAUCUGCUCGUCAAGGAAGUUAAAACCUGGCGGAGGCAAUGCGAAGAUAGCCAGCAAGGGCUGGCCCAACUUGGUCUGCAGGAACAGCUGACGACCCUGAAGGAAGAGUAUGAGAAGACCUGCCGGGAGCUGCAGGAGACAAAGGAGAAGAUGGCAGGGAUAGAGGCCCACAGUGAGCUCCAGAUAGGCCAGCAGCAGAGUGAGCUAGCCCAGCUCCAUGCAAGCCUUGAUAGAGCUAUUCAGCAGGUCCAGGAGAAAGAGGACAGGGCCCAGAAGCUGGCAGAUGACCUCUCCACUCUGCAGGAGAAGAUGGCUGCCACCAGCAAGGAAGUGGCCCGUCUAGAGGCCCUGGUGCGCAAGGCAGGUGAGCAGCAGGAGACAGCCCCCCGUGAACUACUCAAGGAGCCCCCGAGGGCCAGAGACAGAGAGUCUGAGUGGCUGGGACAGCAGCCCUACAGCACACAGGCAGCGCUUCGAGCCAUGGAGCGGGAGGCAGAGCAAAUGGGCACUGAGCUGGAGAAGCUGCGGGCAGCAUUGAUGGAGAGCCAGGGCCAGCAGCAGGAGGAGCGUGGGCAGCAGGAGAGGGAGGUGGCACGGCUAACCCAGGAGCGGGGCCAGGCCCAAGCUGACCUGGUCCUGGAGAAGGCAGCCAAAGCAGAGCUUGAGAUGAGGCUGCAGAACACGCUCAACGAACAGCGAGUGGAGUUUGCUGCCCUGCAAGAGGCGCUGUCCCGUGCCCUGACGGAAAAGGAGGGCAAAGAGCAGGAGCUGAGCAAGCUUCGUGAGCAGGAGGCAGUCCAAAGAACGGAGCUGAGGGAGCUUCAGCAGACUGUGGAGCAGCUAAAGGCACAGUUGGCUAAGAAGGAAAAGGAACACCAGCAGUCAGCAGGGAUGGCCGGUGGAGAGAACGCGUCAGGCAUGGGAACCCAGUCUGAGGCUGCUGGAAAGACAGAGGCACCAGGCCCUGAGCAGGAGGUGCUGCAGGCAGAGGUGAGCAAGCUGGAGCAGCAGUGCCUGCAGUGGCAGGAGGAGGCCGACAGCCUGGCUCGUGGUCUAGAGUCGGAGCGCGCCACCCGUUUGGAGCAGGACAGGAUCUUGGAGGCUCUGCAGCACCAGUUAGAGGAGAAGGUCCGGGAGCUGGGGCACAGGCAGGCUGCCUCAGACUCAGCCCAGAGGGAGCUGGCCGCCCUCCGAGCCAAGGCCCAAGACCAUAGCAAGGCUGAGGAGGAGUGGAAGGCCCAGGUGGCCCGGGGCCAGCAGGAGGCCGAGAGAAAAAGCAGCCUCAUUAGCAGUUUGGAGGAGGAAGUGUCCAUCCUGAACCGCCAGGUCCUGGAGAAGGAAGGGGAGAGCAAGGAGUUGAAGCGGCUGGUUAUAGCCGAGUCAGAGAAGAGCCAGAAGCUGGAAGAGAGGCUGCGUUUGCUCCAGGCAGAGACAGCCAGCAACAGUGCCAGAGCUGCAGAACGUAGCUCCGCUCUCCGCGAGGAGGUGCAGAGCCUCCGGGAGGAAGUAGAGAAACAGCGCUCGGCUUCAGAGAACCUGCGGCAGGAGCUGGCCUCGCAGGCAGAGCGAGCCGAGGAGCUGGGCCAAGAAUUGAAGGCAUGGCAAGAGAAGUUCUUCCAGAAGGAACAGGCCCUCUCUGCACUGCAGCUGGAGCACACCAGCACACAGGCCCUGGUGAGUGAGCUGCUGCCUGCCAAGCACCUCUGCCAGCAGCUGCAGGCUGAGCAGGCAGCUGCCGACAAGCGCCACAGAGAGGAGCUGGAGCAGAGCAAGCAGGCAGCUGGUGGGCUGCGGGCGGAGCUGCUUCGGGCCCAGCGGGAGCUUGGGGAGCUGGUGCCCCUGCGGCAGAAGGUGGCUGAGCAGGAGCGAGCAGCCCAGCAGCUGCGGGCGGAGAAGGCCAGCUAUGCAGAGCAGCUGAGCAUGCUGAAGAAGGCUCAUGGGCUGCUGGCAGAGGAGAACCGGGGGCUCGGGGAGCGUGCCAGCCUUGGCCGGCAGUUUCUGGAGGUGGAGCUGGACCAGGCCCGGGAGAAGUAUGUCCAAGAGUUGGCAGCUGUGCGUGCUGAUGCGGAGACUCGUCUGGCUGAGAUGCAGCAGGAAGCACAGAGCGCUACCCGGGAGCUGGAGGUGAUGACUGCCAAGUACGAGGGUGCCAAAGUGAAGGUCCUGGAGGAAAGGCAGCGGUUCCAGGAAGAAAGGCAGAAACUCACUGCCCAGGUGGAGCAGCUAGAGAUAUUUCAGAGAGAGCAGACUAAGCAGGUGGAAGAGCUGAGUAAGAAGCUGGCUGACUAUGACCAAGCCAGCAAGGUGCAGCAGCAAAAGCUCAAGGCUUUCCAGGCCCAGGGAGGUGAGAGCCAGCAGGAAGUGCAGCGCCUCCAGGCCCAGCUGAAUGAGCUGCAGGCGCAGCUGAGCCAGAAGGAGCAGGCAGCUGAGCAUUACAAGCUGCAGAUGGAGAAAGCUAAGACACAUUAUGAUGCCAAAAAGCAGCAGAACCAAGAAUUGCAGGAGCAGCUGCAGGGCCUGGAGCAGCUGCAGAAGGAGAACAAGGAGCUGCGGGCUGAAGCUGAACGGCUGGGACGGGAGCUGCAGCAGGCUGGGCUAAAGACCAAGGAGGCCGAGCAGAACUGCCGCCACCUCACUGUCCAGGUGCGCAGCCUGGAGGCACAGGUUGCCCAUGCAGACCAGCAGCUUCGAGAGCUGGGCAAAUUCCAGGUGGCAUCUGAUGCCUUAAAGAGCCGCGAGCUCCAUGCUAAACCCCAGCUGGACUUGAGUAUCGACAGCCUUGAUCUGAGCUGUGAGGAGGGGACCCCACUCAGCAUCACCAGCAAGCUGCCUCGUACCCAGCCAGAUGGCACCAGCGUCCCUGGAGAGCCAGCCUCACCCAUCUCCCAGCGCCUUCCCCCCAAGGUAGAAUCCUUGGAGAGUCUCUAUUUCACCCCCAUCCCUGCUCGGGGCCAGGCCCCCCUGGAGAGCAGCCUGGACUCCCUGGGGGAAGCCUUCCUGGACUCAGGCCGUAAGACACGCUCCGCUCGCAGGCGUACCACACAAAUCAUCAACAUCACCAUGACCAAGAAGCUAGACGUGGAGGAGCCAGACAGCGCCAAUUCAUCUUUCUAUAGCACACAGUCUGCCCCUGCUUCCCAGGCCAGCCUGCGAGCCACCUCCUCUACCCAGUCUCUAGCACGCCUGGGCUCUCCUGAUGAUGGUAACUCGGCUCUGCUCAGCCUGCCCGGCUACCGGCCCACCACUCGCAGCUCUACUCGCCGCUCCCAAGCUGGGGUGUCCAGUGGCGCCCCACCAGGAAGGAACAGCUUCUACAUGGGCACUUGCCAGGAUGAGCCUGAGCAGCUGGACGACUGGAACCGGAUUGCAGAGCUGCAGCAACGCAACCGAGUAUGCCCGCCGCACUUGAAGACCUGCUAUCCCCUGGAGUCCAGGCCCUCCCUUGGCCUGGCCACCAUCACAGAUGAGGAGAUGAAAACCGGAGACCCUCGGGAGACCCUGCGCCGAGCCAGCAUGCAGCCAGCCCAGAUCGCUGAGGGCGCUGGCAUCACCACUCGGCAGCAGCGUAAACGGGUGUCCUCAGAGACACACCAGGGUCCUGGCACCCCUGAGUCUAAGAAGGCCACCAGCUGUUUCCCACGCCCUAUAACCCCCCGGGACCGACAUGAAGGGCGCAAACAGAGCACUACUGAGACCCAGAAGAAAGCAGCUCCAGCUGUUCUCAAGCAGGCUGACCGGCGCCAGUCAAUGGCUUUCAGCAUCCUCAACACACCUAAGAAGCUAGGGAACAGUCUUCUUCGGCGAGGAGCCUCAAAGAAGGCCCCAGCCAAGGCCUCCCCCAACACCCGCAGUGGAACUCGCCGCUCUCCGCGCAUCGGCACCUCCACCACCAGUGCCGCCACUGCCACUCCUCGGGCCAAGGGCAAGGCAAAGCACUAAAGGGCCACUACCAGUGAUGGCCCCACCUGUGUUCCCAAUGCUGACCUCGCCUGGUCCCUUUCCUUCUGUCCCUCUCAGUGCCUUCUCAGCUCUCAGGCCAAUGGUGGCCAAACCCCUAGAGACAGUGAUGCCUACCCACACCCUGGCCUGGUACCUGGACCUUCACUGGUGCCUUCUCUGGCACGUUCUCAGAGCUGGCCCAGGAGGCUUGGAGCUUGGACUGUAUGGGACCCUCUCCCUACCUUGCCUCCUGAUCUGAUCGUGGAGCUAAGUCACUUCUCCAUCAUAACCAGAUUUGAGGCUGGCUAUGAGUGGCUGGAUCCUUGGGCCCAGCCAGUCUUCCUCUCAGCCUCUGGAUCUAGAAGGGACCACUGGAGGAGCAGGCUCUGGUUCCUGCAGCUGGUGGCUCAGCCUAGCAGAGGCCCUUGCUUUUGAAGGCCAGGACCAGGCAUGACCUGGUGUGAGCCCAUCCUGCCUCCCUUCCACCCAAGGGCACAGCUGCCCGGAGGAUGGCAGGACAGAUGGGUCCUGGAUCUCGGGGCGGGGGGCAGCCUUCAAUAGCAGCUCAUACCCCACCUUCCCCAGACCUGCACUGGGGUGGGAUCUGGAGUAAUGGGAAGGUUUUUAAGGGUCAGGGAUGGAUCUUUUCUAAAAUGUUAUUACUUGUAAAUAAAGUCUAUUUUUCUCCCUGGA